CCUAUGCUGGCGUCAAAAUCCCCAAGAUCGUUAAAUAUUCAGAAUCAGCUUCGUCUCCACCAAGAAACCGCGCAUUCCCUGCUCCGGCAAUUCAUACUAGUGCAUUUCUGGGAGCUCAUUUUGCAAUUUGCUCAUCAGGAUUAGUAAAAUUGUGUUGAGAAAUCAAUGGGUGAUAGUCAGUACUCUUUCUCCCUCACCACUUUCAGCCCUUCGGGAAAACUUGUUCAAAUCGAACAUGCUCUGACUGCAGUUGGAUCUGGGCAAACAUCCUUGGGAAUUAAAGCUACUAAUGGCGUUGUUAUUGCAACUGAGAAGAAACUGCCAUCGAUUUUGGUUGAUGAAACAUCUGUGCAGAAAAUUCAGAGUUUGACUCCAAACAUUGGAGUUGUAUACAGUGGCAUGGGCCCCGAUUCUCGAGUUUUGGUUCGAAAAAGUAGAAAACAGGCUGAGCAAUAUUAUCGGCUUUAUAAAGAACCAAUUCCGGUGACUCAGUUGGUGAGGGAAACUGCUACUGUUAUGCAGGAGUUCACUCAGUCGGGUGGCGUGAGGCCCUUUGGUGUAUCACUUUUGGUUGCUGGAUAUGAUGAUAAGGGCCCCCAGCUAUAUCAGGUUGAUCCUUCAGGUUCAUAUUUCUCUUGGAAAGCUUCAGCCAUGGGAAAGAAUGUUUCUAAUGCAAAGGCAUUUCUGGAGAAGAGAUAUACCGAGGGGAUGGAACUUGAUGAUGCUGUUCAUACAGCGAUUUUGACUUUGAAGGAGGGAUUCGAAGGGCAAAUUACUGGCAAAAAUAUUGAGAUUGGCGUGAUUGGCAGCGACAGAAUAUUCAGGGUUUUGAGCCCAUCUGAAGUGGAGGAUUACUUGCAAGAGGUGGAAUAGUUGAGUUCCAUCUCUCGACUAUUACAAUUAUCCGGCAUAUCCUGUAUUGGCCUGAAAAUCUUCACUUCUCUUUCCUUUUGUAUUUCAGCAAAAGAUUUUAGAGAUUUGUAUCCUCUGAAAUUUUUAUUGUAAUCUCGGUUUUUACUCUGAUAAUGUAUUUUUCACAAUAUCAAGUCAGGUCUCUAGAUUCUGUGGUUAAAA
Messenger RNA from Salvia hispanica, 1074 nucleotides. Its product is annotated as proteasome subunit alpha type-2-A-like. NCBI's taxonomy places the organism in Eukaryota, Viridiplantae, Streptophyta, Magnoliopsida, Lamiales, Lamiaceae. Gene Ontology annotation, biological process: ubiquitin-dependent protein catabolic process. Gene Ontology annotation, cellular component: proteasome core complex, alpha-subunit complex; proteasome core complex. The record is from RefSeq and is a predicted model, not a curated record.